Messenger RNA from Solanum pennellii, 677 nucleotides. Its product is annotated as 40S ribosomal protein S26-3-like. The transcript is spliced from 5 exons. Gene Ontology annotation, biological process: translation. Gene Ontology annotation, molecular function: mRNA binding; structural constituent of ribosome. The record is from RefSeq and is a predicted model, not a curated record. Lineage: Eukaryota; Viridiplantae; Streptophyta; Magnoliopsida; Solanales; Solanaceae. Gene Ontology annotation, cellular component: ribosome; cytosolic small ribosomal subunit. The coding region runs from base 112 to 495 and encodes 127 amino acids.
CUCUCCUUAUUAGCAUUACCCCUUCACUCUUCACUGGAAAAAACCCUAAACUUCUGAAUACAGAGAGAGCCGCAGAGUUUGCGCAGGAAGAAGCUCUCAUCCAGAGCGAAAAUGACUUUCAAGCGAAGGAACGGAGGUCGUAACAAGCAUGGACGUGGUCAUGUCAAGUUCAUCCGCUGCUCUAACUGCGGCAAAUGCUGCCCUAAGGACAAAGCUAUCAAGAGAUUCCUUGUGAGGAACAUUGUUGAACAAGCUGCUGUACGUGAUGUUCAGGAAGCUUGUGCUUUUGAAUUGUACACUCUUCCUAAGCUAUAUUUGAAGAUGCAGUACUGUGUUUCAUGUGCAAUUCACUCCAAGGUGGUUAGAGUCCGCUCUCGUACUGAUAGGAGAGUUCGUGAGCCUCCACAGCGUUUCAGGCGCCCAAGGGAUGAUCUCCCAAAGACAGGACAAGCUCCACGCCCCGCUGGAGGACCCCCUGCUGCUCCACGCACUUAAAUUAUUAGGAUUCAGGUUUUGGUUAAUCUGAUAGUUAUGGCGUGUUUUACAUGUGGUUUUGACAGUGUACUGUUUUCAUUUAGAUAAUGGGACAUAUUACCAUGUUAUGGAAUUAAAUUUUGAAUGGAAACCAGAUAUUCAAGUUUUCUGAAUGGACGGCUUUUAAUUUGUGUUUCUGAUAA